AUGACAUUGGAGAACCACAAGAAUGAUAAAACAUUAGCCAUUGAAGUUAAUGACCUCACAUACGAAUUCCCACGCGGGAAUAAUAACAACAACAAUACCCCCAAGAUUGGGUUACAAGACAUCCUGCUUCAAAUACCAUGGGGCACGACAAACUUGAUAAUUGGACCCAAUGGAGCUGGUAAAUCAACGUUAUUACGUAUAUUGGCGGGCAAGACACUAAUCAAAAAAGGGAAAUUGAAAAUUGGUGGAUUUGAUCCAUUUGAAUUCUCCACUACAACAUUAUCGACCUCAUCUACUGGUGAACAGCGUCAUCAUAAUGCCGAUAUCAACAACUACAUUACAUAUUUAGGAACUGAAUGGAUCACAAAUUCAGUCAUUAAACGAGAUAUUCCGGUAAAUUUACUUAUUUCAUCCGUAGGAGGUGAUGUUUAUACCGAUAGGAGGAAUUUACUAAUUGAUAUAUUGGACAUUGAUCCUUCAUGGUCAAUGAUUAAUUUAUCUGAUGGAGAAAGGAGACGAGUACAAAUUGCUAUGGGAUUAAUCAAACCGUGGAAAUUGCUUUUACUUGAUGAAGUGACGAUUGAUUUGGAUGUUGUUGUACGACUGAAGUUGUUGAGUUAUUUGAAGCUGGAAUGUAUUGAGCGUAAUUGUACUACUGUUUAUGCUACGCAUAUUUUCGAUGGGUUGGGUAAUACAUGGUGUGAUCGGUUGUUGCAUAUUGAUUCUGGGUUAUUGUUGAAUGAUAUCAAGAUGGAUCAGGUUGAAUUUAGCAACAAUGAAGUUAAAGGUGAAGGUGAAGAGGUUGCUAUUGGGCAAGAUAAGAUUGUUAUUAACAAAUCUAAUACUUUACAUCCAUUGGCAUUGUUUUGGUUAUCGCAAGAUUUACAGAGACGUGGUCUGAGACAAGAUGAACAGGAGAAAUUGCGCAAGAGACAUAAUGAUUGGAUCAAUUCACGAGAUGGGUCGUAUUUCGAUGCUAGUGAUGAUAAAUUAAAGCAGUAUUUCAAAACUACUCGAAGUGAGAGGUAA
Molecule: messenger RNA, 1029 nt
Organism: Lodderomyces parapsilosis
Lineage: Eukaryota; Fungi; Ascomycota; Pichiomycetes; Serinales; Debaryomycetaceae
Gene: CAF16
Product: putative ATP-binding cassette family ATPase
Exons: 1
Coding region: 1-1029 (342 amino acids)
Molecular function (GO): ATP binding; ATP hydrolysis activity
Source: RefSeq, a predicted model, not a curated record